Molecule: messenger RNA, 441 nt
Organism: Eufriesea mexicana
Lineage: Eukaryota; Metazoa; Arthropoda; Insecta; Hymenoptera; Apidae
Exons: 3
Coding region: 1-357 (118 amino acids)
Source: RefSeq, a predicted model, not a curated record
AUGGAGACUGCGCUACAGCGUGGGAUGCUGGAUGAUCAAUACCGACUACCGUGUCGAAUGCUGGACCAAGUUAUACAGUCAAGAGAGAUAGAGGCGAACAUCAUGAAAACAGUGACGCACACUUGUACGCCAGGAGCUACGGUUUUAGAUCUACCUGGAGGUGAUUCAAUCGAAGAUAUCGCUGAAUCGGUGGAUGCAAGGAAGAGGAAAGAGACCUCGGAUAUUAUAGAUGGCCACUUUUUAUCUUGGGUAUUCGGCUCGGCACUAAUUGUCAUCUUGAGCGUCAGUUUCUACGCUUUUUAUAAUCUUUACCAUGCAGUUUUAAAGAAAUUCCCAUCGCAUCAUACGGAAUUAUAAAAAACGGACAAAAAUGAAAAAAUCAUACUGGUUCGCCUUGAAUGUAUUUGUUUACAUUCAAUAGACAGUGAAAAGAAAUGCCCA